GUUUACUGUUGACGUGUUGACAGGUUGUACUACUGCGGCGUUUUGCUUUGUCGCGCGGCACCGCCCAUAGAACUUCCUAUACCUAUCUAAGGGCCACGGUGCCUGCUUAACGCAGACGAAACAACGUAUUAUCACACACAACACUAGAGUACUAAUUAGGCCAGAUGAUUCAGUGAGGAGGACCUUGCAGCCGAGAUUGAAAGCGAACUAGUUGCAUCGGGCAUCCUACAGCGUUCCGCCCAAGACGAUGGGCUUACACCUAUUCAAUCAGACUUGCUAGUACUAACAUACUAAACCACAUGUCGCUUAAUGUUUCCGACGCCUUGCUCAAGGCGGUACAACGCGGCCGGGAGCGCCAUUCCCCACCUAUCGUCAACAAGGCCUCCUCCAGGUGGCCCACACCCUCCCCUAGUCCCCCGGGCCUUGUGGUGGAGGAGCUGGAGUACUAUGCGGAGUCCGGGUCGCAGGGCUGGGUGCCGCUGCGCAUCAUCCGCCCCCCCGACCAGCUGCUUGAGGGCAGCAGCCCCGCAUCGCCCUCGCCAUCCGCCUUGCUGUCGUCACCCGUGCUAGCGUCUCCAUCGCCGCCGCAAGCAUCACCGCUGCAGCGAUUGCAGCCGCAGCAGCCGCAACAGCAACAGCCGCAGCAGCAAGUGCAGCAGUCUUUUUCGGAUGUGUUGGGAUCGCCAGGCAGUCCCAGCAAGGGGCUGGCGGAGGAGCCCGGCCCACCGCAACCUCGGCUGCUGCGGCGGCCGGUGGUCAUCUUUGUGCAUGCUACCGGCCAGUGCAAGGACUCCGUACGGCACCGGCAGGAGCUCUUCGCACGCCUGGGCUACUUCACCGCCGCCAUCGACGCACGCUACCAUGGCCUGCGAGCCACCGUGCCGUACGAACUAGCUGCCGUACUGGCGGCAGACGGCACGAACCAAGCGGCCGCGGCACUGCCGCCGCCGCCCUCGUCGGCAUCUCCACCGCCGCCGCCAGCGGCCAUUCCCUCCGCCGCCACCAUUGCCGGCUGCAGCAGCUGCAGCAGCGUCAGCGGCGGUGACACCAACGCCGCAGCCGCAUCCAACGUCGUGACGGCGGUUCGAAAUCUGAACCCCAAGAUCUUAUCAGCCCUGGAACGCGCUGAUGCCGCUGCGGGUCUGACGCGCGGGGCCGGCGGUGGCGGCAGUGGCGUUUCUAGCCCCUUUGGCAUCGGCAGCCCCCGUCUGGGCGCACCUAGCGGCACCGCUACGGCAAGCGCCACUGCCAGCCCCAGUCCGCAAGCCAGCCUGGAAUCCAGGGUGGGCCAACCGCGCGCGGCGCCGGCGGUGGCGAUGGGGAAGCACCAAGCGGCUGCUGCCGCCCGACAGGAGCGGGCGCUGGAACAGGCGCGUCGCGCACACGAGCGGUUCGUUGACGGUUGGGUUGCCGCCAUGGCUGAUUUCACGGACCGGAAGGGGCGUGCGGCUGCCAAGGCAGUCCUCGCCACCGCUGCCAGCGUGGCAGCGGCAAGGGUACUGCAUACCGGUGG
Messenger RNA from Astrephomene gubernaculifera, 1513 nucleotides. Lineage: Eukaryota; Viridiplantae; Chlorophyta; Chlorophyceae; Chlamydomonadales; Astrephomenaceae. The record is from the annotation of a GenBank genome assembly.